Molecule: messenger RNA, 3153 nt
Organism: Punctularia strigosozonata HHB-11173 SS5
Lineage: Eukaryota; Fungi; Basidiomycota; Agaricomycetes; Corticiales; Punctulariaceae
Exons: 6
Coding region: 1-3153 (1050 amino acids)
Biological process (GO): cell surface receptor signaling pathway
Molecular function (GO): protein binding; ADP binding
Source: RefSeq, a predicted model, not a curated record
AUGGCUUCCCCUCCCCAGCCCGCGGUAAAUCCUUCCGAGGAGCCCGAAGUCGCAAAUUACCAGAAGCGACUGGAUCACGCCCUGGCGAAUGGCGAGACGGUCUUAUCCAUCCUCGAGGCUCUCACGGAGGGCGUCGUCAUCUGCGAUCCUCUGAAGGGAUCCGUCAAGGUCGCAAGGGAACUCAUCAAGAUGGUACAGAAAGUCCGCAAAAACCGAGAAGACUGCGAAGAGUUGGCCGGCCGUGUAUUCAAGCUCACCGGCACCAUGCUCGGGAUCCUCGACGGUAAACGGGACGAGGACGUGCCUCCAGACCUGAAGAAAUGUCUAGAUUCGGUCCACGAUACAUUGACGAAGAUAAAGAAAGGCCUAGAACCGCUCAAACUGUCGAGGCGAUUCUCACUUAGAGCUUGGUUCCGGGCUCUCCGCAGGAGGGAGUAUAUAGCGGAUACGAUUUCGGGCUAUAACACCAAGAUCGAUAGAUGCCUCCAAGAAUUCACGGUUGUCGUCACCAGCCAGGUCCGCUUAGGGUUGAUGACAUUGAACGCUGCGGUGGGCGUCGUGUACUCUCGAUUGGACGACGUUUACUCGAAAGCGACGGACAUAAGCUUGGGCGUGAAGAAAGUUCACUCUGACAUGAAGGAUCUCCGCUUCAUCAUGACGGAGAUAUACACGGAACUGAUCCGGGUCAAAUCCGUUGGACAGCCCUUGGCUCCACUGGUAGAGGGGAUUUCGAGUGGUGCGAAGGCCGAUGCCUCUGCGGACGUAAGCCUCCAUUUUGUCCCUGCCCCUCCCCGCCUGUAUGGACGAGACACCGUCGUGAAUGACGCAAUCGACCAACUACGCGACGCACAACGGCACCAUAUAGCCAUUUUAGGCACCGGAGGUAUCGGCAAGACCUCCGUAGCGCUUAGCGUGGUCGACGCCGUCAAGGACCAGAGCGACUGCUACUUCAUCCGUUGCGAUACGCUCGUCACUGAAUCAUCUCUUAUCAACGCUGUCCUUCAGGCUGUGGACCGUAGUCCGUCGGUGAACGGGGAUCCCAUGGAACACCUCAAGGCGAAAUUGUCGGCUGCGGGCCGUCCCGUCGUGCUUGUUCUCGAUAACUUCGAGAGUCCCUGGGACUCGGACACUCCCAACAUCAGGCAAAAGCUCACCGAAGUCCUCAGGACAUUAGCGGCGAUCUCGAAAGUCCGGCUCAUCGUGACUAUGCGAGGAGACAUUCCACCCGCCGAUGCGGAUGUUCAGUGGACGCCCAUGCGCCUUGCUCCUUUAGGUCAUAUCCCUGCUCGUGAGCUCUUUCUGUCCAUAAGACCAGAAACACCGCAGAAGGAAUACCGAGACCUCGACCUGCUCCUCGAGAGAUGCGACGGUCUGCCGCUUGCCGUCAAACUUCUCGCCCAGCUCAAGUCAUCGUCAGCAUGCAGCCGUCUACUGCAGCGAUGGGACAAACACAAAAGUACGCUAUUACAGACGGACCACAUAUCUCCAUCCCGCGAGACCAGUCUGCGUGUCUCGAUAUCGAUGUCGCUGCAGUCCGCACCGAUGCGCCUCGUUAAGGAAGCGAUCCCGUUGCUCGCCGUGAUCUGUCGCCUGCCCGACGGUGUCCUUGGUGGAGUCGAGCAGCUCGAGAAGAUGGACCUGGGCUUCGACGACGUCGACGUGGCUUUGGCGACGGUCCUAGGAUCUGGCCUCGCCUUCAAGGCUGAGGACCAGGGAAUCAAGGUGCUUGCUCCCAUCCGCGAGCACGUCAAUAAGCACGAUGUCACCACUUCGCCGCAACCUCUUCUUGCCCCGUGCCAACGCGAAGCACUGCUGCGAUAUUACGUUCAGCUGGUCGAAAAGCACGCCGGUAAGAAACUCGGAGAUGCCGACUUCCAGUCAGCGUACAAAACCCUACUCCCGGAAACGGGUAAUAUUAUCUCCCUGUUCAAGUGGGAGCUCGACCGUCUAAUAGACACGAUGCCGGGUGUCGCGCAAGCAGCAUUCUUGUUCACCCGCUUCCAGUGCCACCUGCGACCCUCGACUGAACUUAUCUCUCAAUUACUUGAUAACUGGGAUCUUUACGCGAUAGGUAUAGCUCGCGCUGAAGGUCUGACCGCCAGGGGGGAGCUCUUGUACAGAACGGACCACUACCAAUUAGCAAUGGAGGACCUUGAGAAUGCUUGUGAAGAGUGCAGUCGUUCCGACAACAGGAAACAGCUAGCAGGAGCUUUGCGUCGACUGGGCAAUAUUCAUCUGAUGUGGGACGCGUACCCCCAGGCGAUAGAGAAGGUCACCCAGGCGCACGAUGUGUACUCCGAGAUCGGAGACCGACGGGGCAUGGCGAAUUGCCUGAAAAGCUUGGGCAACAUCCAUCGCAUGCAGAACGAGUAUCCCCAGGCGAUAGAGAAGCUCACACGGGCCCUCGACGUGUACUCCGAGAUCGGAGACCGACAGGGCGUGGCGGAUUGCCUGGAAAGCUUGGGCGACGUCCAUUGCAUGCAGGACGAGUACCCCCAGGCGAUAGAGAAGCUCACCCGGGCCCUCGACGUGUACUCCGAGAUCGGAGACCGAUUGGGCGUGGCGGGUUGCCUGAAAAGCUUGGGCGAGGUCCAUCGCAUGCAGGACGAGUAUCCCCAGGCGAUAGAGAAGGUCACCCGGGCCCACGACGUGUACUCCGAGAUCGGAGACCGAUUGGGCGUGGCGGGUUGCCUGAAAAGCUUGGGCGAGGUCCAUCGCAUGCAGGCCGAGUACCCCCAGGCGAUAGAGAAGCUCACCCGGGCCCUCGACGUGUACUCCGAGAUCGGAGACCGACUCGGUGUUACGAGAUCUCUGCAGAGCUUAGCUGAUAUUGAUCGUGUCCAAGAGCGGUAUGACCAAGCCGCGGAGAAGCUAGGGCGCGCUCUCGACCAUGCUUCAAGCAUCGGGAAUCGCUACGAGAUGGCUUGGUGUUACAUUUACAUGGGCUUACUCGAUCGCGACCAGCGUCGGUAUGCCGAGGCUGUUGAGCAUAUCACGACCGCUCGGGCAAUGCUCACGGAGAUUGGACAAGAGGGCUACGCGGAUUACUGUUCCCGUCUCCUUCGUGAGAUUCAUGAGCUCAUGAUCUCGCAGGAUGAAGGUGGCGAAGGUUCCGCGAUAGCCUCCGACGCGCGCGAAGCGACGACGAAUUAG